Messenger RNA from Acipenser ruthenus (sterlet), 2357 nucleotides. Its product is annotated as von Hippel-Lindau disease tumor suppressor-like. Lineage: Eukaryota; Metazoa; Chordata; Actinopteri; Acipenseriformes; Acipenseridae. Bases 439 to 951 code for a protein of 170 amino acids. The transcript is spliced from 3 exons. The record is from RefSeq and is a predicted model, not a curated record.
AUGGAAACUGUAAACAAAACACGACAACCAAAGGAUAAGGCGUCGGAAAAAGUCUUAUAACUAAAACUAAAUCACCUGUUACAGAACAACCAGACCGUCUAAAAUAUAGCCUUUUGACUAAAUAAAUAUAUAUUUCUCAUGGAUAUGGGGAUGUAGCUGUUUGUAACUGUAACGGGAUAUUAUUAUCGGAGGCUCUGAGGGGUUGUUCAAUUUUCAGAGCUAGAUUUGCUCCUAUGAUAACCUACAACAGCAAGUGACUUUUUUUUCUUUCCUUAAACGGCUUUUUAAAAUUACCGAAUCUAAUCAAAAGGUCCGAUAUUUAAACUUUGUGGAAGAACACAUUUACUACACACAGUUAAGUUAAAAAAAAACAAAAAAAAAAAAAAAAAACUUUUGUGUCCCCUUUCUGUCGUAAUUUAUAAACUGCGUUGAGCACUGAUGCCUCAAGACGCUCCCGUGGGCGCGGACCCGCCCUCUUUUGUGAGGUCCAUAAACAGCCGAAUACCUUCCAACGUUAUAUUUUGCAACAGAAGUCCCCGUGUGGUCCGACCAGUCUGGAUCAAUUUCAUCGGGCAGCCGCAUCGCUACCAAGAUCUGCUUCCUGGGUCUGGGAGAAGGAUGACAACAUACGUGGGUCACCCCUGGAUGUUCAGAGAUGCAGCAACAGAUGAGAGGCUGCUUGUGAAUGGAAGAGAGUUGUUUCUCCCAAAGGCACAGGAAAAUGCUCCGCCCGUUAUGGUGAACAUCACAUUACCAGUAUACACACUAAAAGAGAGAUGCCUUCAAGUAGUGCGUCAUCUUGUGAGGCCGGAACACUACAGAAAUUUGGAGAUUGCAAGAUCACUACAUGAAGACCUGGAAGAUCAGCCAAGCAUUGUGAAAGACAUCCAGCGAAUAUCACGCAGAGUGGCCCAGCACUUGAUAGAGGAGAGGGAAGCGGAGCUGCAAUAGACACUGAACCUCUGCACCAAUGCCUAUACAUCAGAAAUACACCAGAGCCCUACAACUAUGCAGACAUUAAGAAACUACCUAUACAAAUCCAAACAGGCUUUUCAAAUACCACAUCGGCACACCUGAGCGUCAGUCUUCAGAAGAGAGACAGACUCAAGGUGGUUAACAUGAAGGGCAGAGUAUUAACGUCUUAGAUUAGAAGUGUGUCAGAUUGUUGCUACAUAAACAUACAUUGCCUCGUAUUUUAAAGUCGUUUUAGAUAACAGAAUACUUGUAUAAAUCAUGUGAACUUUCAUUCACUAUACAGGUCUCAAAUCUGCUGUUUUAAAAGACAAAUGCUAUUGCAAAUAUGUAUUUUCAUUAUCUUUUUUUUUUUCUGGUACUACAGAAGGCAAAAGAAUGUUCUCACUUUACAUACCUUGCCUGACCUAGGUCAUUUCACCCCAACAGUGUCUUUGGGGUCAAGCAUCUUACUGGCUGCUAAAUAUGUCAAUCAUUAGGGGAAGCAGCUGAUUCAUUACUAACAGGAAAGAAGGUCUUGACUGGUUGGGACAAUUUCACUGUCCAGGUAAAAUGACCAUGAAAGUACAUUUGAGACCUAUAAAGAGAACGGAUGAUUUUUUGUUUUGUAGCUUCAUUCACUUUAAGUAUUGCUUUAGUUGGGCUAUUCAUUAAUGUUAUCUACCUUUCUCUCCCAUGAUUAGAAAUCAUGUUCUCAAAUAAAAACUAAACACACACUACAUAGGUGAUGCCAUUAUCCACCUUUAAACCCGUUUUUUAUAAACCACUUUAAUAUUGGUCAUUACAAAAAGUGGGGCCCAUUAACUGUGUUAAGUGAAAGCACUUCAGUAUCAAAAGAGAAUCUUUAGGAGGAAUAUGUGGUUUAAAAGUCUUUUAUGUUUUAAUGUAUGGGCUUGGUGUAUUAUACUUUACUCUAUAGCUGUAGAUAAUCAGAAAGCUUUGUUUAUGAUGUUAUAUGAAAGACAACAGCUGUUCUAUAGUAUACUCCUACGUUUUAUCCUACUGACCAGAGCAAUGAGGAUUACGCAGACAGUUUGUAAGUACCGUAUACAAUGUGUAUGAAUGUAGCAGUGUAGCGUUAGUAAACUGGUUUAGACCAGGUCUCCCCAGUGAAAUAGAUACAGGAGUUUAAACUCUGUUUGUUUGACCCUUUUUGCAACUGCAGAGCCUCUGUUGUAGUAAAUACAUAGUGAAGCUGUGUUAUUAUUAGACACUGUUCUAACUGAAGGCAGUGCUGGGAGUACAGUCUGAAGGGGGAAGGAACACAGUAUACCUACAAUCAUGUUUUCUAACUGUGAAAACCCAUUGGCUUUGUGCACUCGAUAAAUAUAUAAAUACGUUGUAAACGAAUAUCCCUGCUGAUUACUGUCCCCUCUGUGCCAGGU